Austrofundulus limnaeus is the source of this 1996-nucleotide messenger RNA. RefSeq names its product vesicle-associated membrane protein 3 (cellubrevin) (gene vamp3). Lineage: Eukaryota; Metazoa; Chordata; Actinopteri; Cyprinodontiformes; Rivulidae. Gene Ontology annotation, biological process: vesicle-mediated transport. The transcript is spliced from 5 exons. The coding region runs from base 108 to 416 and encodes 102 amino acids. The record is from RefSeq and is a predicted model, not a curated record. Gene Ontology annotation, cellular component: membrane.
CCGAYAGCCCUGAAGGCAGCAUAUCAAACGACAGCACUAGCUGUUACGGCUAAACACUUUUCAAACUAGAAACAGGGCGGUGUCGUUUAAACAAAGUACUUUUCACAAUGUCAAACGUCGGUCCAGAAGGUUCAGCGGCAGAUUCGGGCAACAGGCGUCUGCAGCAGACGCAAGCCCAAGUGGAUGAGGUAGUGGAUAUAAUGCGUGUUAAUGUGGACAAAGUGUUGGAACGAGAUCAGAAACUGUCUGAACUGGAUGACAGAGCAGAUGCACUGCAGGCUGGAGCCUCCCAGUUCGAGACCAGUGCUGCCAAACUGAAAAGGAAGUACUGGUGGAAGAACUGCAAGAUGUGGGCCAUCCUGAUAGCUGUUGUAGUGAUCAUCGUCAUCAUCAUCAUUAUUUGGAGCUGCUCCUAAAGCAGCAGUGGGAUGAAGAGGAGUGGAGGUAAAAAUGAAGAGUGGGGCAGUGUGCAUACUUCAAGUCGACAUGAUCACAAAAUUCACUUCUCCCAAGGGUGUUCAUUCCUUCUCCUGUAUUGCUGUGUGUGUGAGAAUGUGUAUGUGUUUAUUUCUUGUGCCUUAGUAAAGGUCUGUUUAUACUUCAGGUUUAAUCUGUAAUGAAAUAUUAAUAUAACACAUUGCUAAACUAAUUUAAAAGCCACGUCUUCACAAGCCAAAGAAAACAUACAAUAAAUCUUUUACAUGAAUAAUUUCUGACAUUGUAAUAUAGUGCAUAUAUACACACAUUUUCUAUCCUUCAGACUAGAAGUGUAUGUGUUGUAAACUGUUUAGCUUAAUAUAAUAUAGUGACAUAGAUUUUGUGUACCAGGUUAGAAAACUGUGCCUCUGAAGAUGUUCUUGUCAGGARUGGCUCUUUGUACAACAUUUCUUAUUUUAAAAAUGUGUUUUGAUUUCCAAAUGGUUACAGUUGACUAAUGUAUGUGUGGGUUUCAAUAUACUAUUAUAUUUUUUGCACACAAUAAAAUUGACUUAUUUAUAGAGAACAUUACAAACAGUGAUAGAAAACACAGUUUAGAGUUUUUUUUAACCAUCUGAUCACUCAUCUUGAGUAGCACUCCCCGAUACUGAUAAGUUAAAAUGGACUUGUUUAGAAAAGGUGCCUCUGCCAAGACCAAACAGCCUCAUAUCCUUACAAAGGUCAAAGACACUGCCUCAAAAAUAAAAGCAGAGAGAGAGAGAACAGAACAAAAGUGCUAGCAAUAAGUAAAAUGUUUCGUUUAGGGGCUCUAAAGGUUGCAACGAAAACGUUUUGUGAAACAUCUAAGUACAAGAAUAUACAGAAUUGUAAUUUUCGACAGAUAAAAUGAGUUUCUCCAAUAGAGAACAGCAAAUAAAGCCAUAACUUUGACCGUGUGUACCUGCCAACGAAGCAUAGUGCCUUCUGAGUGCUCACUGUCCAAACAAAAACUGUGCCCCUGGCUUUGGUCAGCUGAAUUUAACCUCUAAUAAACUCCUCUGGCAUUUAUUCCAUGUGAAUAAUGUAAAAUACUUCUCACAUGUAAUAUCCCAGUUUUAGUGUAUAACAGCUUUUAUUUGCAUCUUGUUAAAUAUAGAACUAAUGGGAAAUUUAAGUGUUUUUGUGGUGCUUUUCUUGCUACUGCUGAACAUUACAAGUGCCAUUGUGAUUUAUGCUACACCAACACUGGAUUUGGGUUUUUUUCUCAUUUAUGUUGUACAUUAUUUCAGUUUCGGAUACAUUUUGUUAUUGGCAUUUGCAGUUGAUCUAUAUUUACGCAAAAAUAAUAACUAAAAGAUGGGUUCUUAUGAUAUACAUUUUAGUUACAGACUGCAGCCUCCUUGACAGUGAUUUGUUGACCAUUACAGGCAGUGUGUUUUCAUCUUUGUUUAUUUUUACAAAGAUUUGAGACCCAUUAACUUUUAAGCCCAACGCUGACCCAAUGUGUUUGAAAAAUGCAAGUGUACUUUUUGUCUUUAAAUAAUUAUUACUUCAAUAAAACAAUUACAUCUAUGAAAAA